Messenger RNA from Hymenoscyphus albidus, 1230 nucleotides. The record is from the annotation of a GenBank genome assembly. NCBI's taxonomy places the organism in Eukaryota, Fungi, Ascomycota, Leotiomycetes, Helotiales, Helotiaceae.
AUGUACACAUCUAUCAGCAAACUCGUCGUCCUCGGCCUCGCUGCUGUCGCAAAUGCACACAUGGUCAUGAACACUCCAAUACCAUUCAGACAGGAUCUCAAUAACUCUCCUAUGCUCUUCCCAUCACAAUUCCCUUGCAAGCAACGAGGCGCUGCUACCUAUGCCACAACUUCCCGUACCGAUAUGGCAAUCGGAUCCACACAGCCUCUCAAGUUCACCGGCAGUGCAGUUCACGGCGGAGGAUCUUGUCAGAUCAGCUUAACUUAUGACACGGAGCCCACCGUGAAGAGUGUCUGGCGUGUGCUGGCGAGUAUCGAGGGAGGUUGCCCGGCCGCUGGGACAGAUGGCAAUCUUGGGGAUAACGCAAGUCAACCCAGUCCAACAGAAUACACCUUUCCUAUUCCCGAUAUUCCAACUGGUGACGCAGUCUUGGCCUGGACCUGGUUCAACAAAGUGGGCAACAGAGAAUUCUAUAUGAAUUGUGCACCUGUCACCAUCGGUGCUGGCUCCGUCAAGCGCGACGAAGAAAAUGCCACCAUGCUUAUGGAACGCGACCAAUCAACAUACGAUUCUCUGCCAUUGAUGUUCACAGCCAAUAUUCCAGGUCUCUUUGAUAACGAAACCCCGGAAGGAUUUGAUGUUGGAUUCCCCAACCCAGGUAAAGCUGUCACCAGAAUGGGUUCAGGAACACCUACGACCCUCCCAGGUGGCUCCCAACCUACAGGCGGUGCAUCCCCGGCCAAGACUUCAUCUCCUGUCGCUUCGCCAACUAGCACCACCUCACCUACAACUGGAGCUCCAAAGCCUACGUCUCCGGGACUUCCAGGCGGUGUCUUUGCAACAGUCCCCAGUUCAGCUGCCACUAAAGCACCACCAGCACCACCAGCUCAACCACCAAGCCCAAAUGCUUCCACACCCGCUAGCCCAUCUGCCAGCCCAUCGCCAUCGAAGAGUGCACCAUCAGCUCCAGCCAGUACUGGCUCAACAGGCUCCGGCUCCGCACUGAGCGGCAAAUGUGCAAGUGAAGGACAAUGGAACUGUGUUGGAGGCACCUCAUUCCAGCAAUGCGCCAGUGGAUCCUGGUCUCCGGUGCAACCGAUGGCAGGUGGAAUGCAAUGUGAACCUGGACAAUCAUCUACUCUGAAUAUGUCUGCCAAAUCGGUAGCAGUUAAGCGAGCCAGAGGCAUCCGAUUUUCCGAGGGACACGCCCGCCGAAACGCCCAGAUAUAA